Molecule: messenger RNA, 3676 nt
Organism: Spinacia oleracea (spinach)
Lineage: Eukaryota; Viridiplantae; Streptophyta; Magnoliopsida; Caryophyllales; Amaranthaceae
Product: pentatricopeptide repeat-containing protein At1g62350
Exons: 6
Coding region: 113-934 (273 amino acids)
Molecular function (GO): protein binding
Source: RefSeq, a predicted model, not a curated record
ACCGACUAAAGUGAGUGAGUUCAUCAGAAAAUGGGAUACUCAUACUCCGUAUAUCUUACUCGUAGUAAAAUCUGGAAGUUGAAAGAGAGAAGAAGGUUCAUCAUCAUCAUUCAUGUUCGUUCACACUCGUUCUGCACAAUUCCUUCGCCGAGCUAUCUCAAUUUCAAAUUCAAACUCAACAUCAAUUUCUCUUAUUUUUUCUAAAACCCUAAACCCCAAUUUCAACAACGCCGUAUUUCAAUGUUUGAUUCGGAAAAUCAGCACAACUUCAUCGUUGUCAUCAUCGGCGGCGGCGGAAGGAGUGUGGCGGGACCCUAAUAGAAUAUCAAUAUGGAGGAGAAAGAAAGAAAUUGGGAAAGAAGGUUUAAUUGUUGCGAAAGAGUUGAAGCGUCUUCAAUCAAACCCUCUUCGUCUUCAACGAUGUAUUCAAUCAAAUGUUUCUCGUCUCCUUAAAUCUGACCUUGUUUCUGUUCUUGCUGAGUUUCAACGCCAAGACCAAGUAUUUCUCUCUAUGAAAUUGUAUGAUGUGGUGCGUAAAGAGAUAUGGUACCGUCCAGACAUGUUCUUCUACAGGGACAUGCUCAUGAUGCUUGCAAGGAACCAAAAGGUCGAGGAAACAAACCGGGUGUGGGGAGACUUGAAGAGGGAAGAAGUACUAUUUGAUCAGCACACUUUCGGUGACAUUAUGAGGGCCUUUUUGGACAAUGAACUGCCAAAUAAGGCGAUGGAAAUAUAUGCUGAAAUGAGGCAGUCCCCUGAUCCCCCUCUUUCACUUCCUUUUCGAGUCAUUCUGAAAGGGCUUAUUCCAUAUCCAGAAUUGAGGGAGAAGAUCAAAGAUGACUUUUUGGAGCUAUUUCCCGGAUGUUCUGUCUAUGAUCCUCCUGAAGACCUCUUUGAUGACCAAGACUGGGAAACGGAGAGCGAUACGGAUUAAAAGGCAAGUUUAAACAACUCUUUUUUAGACAGAGAAGUGGUUUUGUAGUCUUUGUUACAUCUUCCUUAAAACUAGUUGGUAGUUUUUGUUUUCUUAGAAAACUUGAAAACAAUAUCAUUUGAUUUGUUGAAACUUCUACUGUAAGUCUGUUGUAGUACAAAUUUGUAUCUAUGUUUGACAUAAGAAAUUUCAAACUUACAAAUUAGUUGCCAAAAACAAUUGAGUCUACUGUAGCCCAUUCAAGUGGAGCAAUACAAGUGAUACAUUCUGGUGAACACAUUCUCUCAACUCUCAAAAGAUGAUUCAUUUUGUAUUUUUGCUUGCAUUCCUUUUUCACUUCUGAAUUUUUGAUACAAAUGUUACUCUUCAAUCUAUUCUCCUGUUGACUCAAAUGUUACUCUGAAUGAUCGUUCAUCCUCCUGAAAACCAGAUGUUCUUUCAAUAGUUCUCCUCUGUUUCCUAUGCCUGUGAUGGCGAAUUACAUCACCCUGAUUAUCCAAAUGCAGCUGCUGCUUUACAUCGAUGCUACUUCGAUGCUUGCCAUGUUUAUGCUUGUCUUUAUGGACAUGAUGCAAAUACUGAUUAUAAUCAUUUGAUCGAUGUGGUGCAUGAUCAUGUUCUUGUUCACUAUUAUUCUUCCUGUGCCUAUGCUUCAUUUCAUGCAUGUUAUGAUGCUGGUGUGCUCGGUAAUGGUGAGGUUGAUGUCUCAUGUGAUGAAUCCGGUGAUGAUCAAGCUGAACUCUGUUCCUCUGGUUAAUUUUCCGCCUUGGUGUACCUUCCCAGAAAUGAUCUUCCCACCAGUCGUAGAGAGGAUCGAAGAGUCCUUUUUGAUGUAAAAGCCAUAGAAGCACGAGGACUAAAACGCCAUCAAAGAUUAUUGUGAAUAAGAUGAAUGUGAAAUGCAGAAUCUGUUAAACUCAGCUCAACGUAACUGGGUGCUCGUUUAUCCUUUCAAAUCUUCCUACCACGCCAUACAACGGUGGUUGAUGCCUUGCAAUUCGAUUCUGAUCAGCCUGUGAAAACAGUUUUGAAUCUGGUUGUGCAAACAACUCCAGUACGGGGAGGUGCAGAAAUCCGGUUGACCAUUGAAAGCCUCAUAACCGACUCCAAUCUUGUUGCAUUCAAGGCCGUCCAAUGUGAAUCUCACUCUCUCAAGUAGCAUGUACAUUGAAAAAUUAUGUCCUAGAUCCGGAGGCUGGCCUGGUCCAUGCUUCAGAAUUCAAAACCAGAAAAAGGAAGAAGGUACUCUUCGUCUAUCACCACAAGGACAGCAGACUGGCUAAGGAAAGGAUAUGCAGACAGAAAGGAAACAUCACUAUUUAUGAGAAACAUAGGUUUUGAGACAUUAUAACCAAAAAAAGUACCUGUGAGGGUUCGAUAAUGUGCCCUUGUUCAUCCCUCAACCUACAAAACCGACAACAGAAGCGUCAAGCUCGAAUCAAGGAAAUAAGGAGAAACACACGAGCUAGUGCACAGAAACAGCACUACACGUAGAAGGUGAGAAGGGAGGGGGAGGAAAUAAGUAGACCUGAUCAAAUUCCGGGUCGGGUUCGGGCCAUGCCUUAAAAUUCUGCCUAUUAGACCGGGUCAAGCCGGGCCAAACUUUUCUGUCCAAAACCUGCUAUUUCGGGCCAAAAAUAGAGUGCUUUCUGGACCGUUUGGGUCGGGCUAACUCUAUAACUAAAAUUGCAAUUUUAAAUUACCCAAAACCGCCAUUUUCCGGGCCGGGCCGGGCUCAUGAUGAUCAGGUCUAUGAAAUAGGUAUUGAGAAAGAAAGAGAGAAAUUGCCUCUCACAUAUCUUCACAACGCGUGCAUCAGCAUCCGGCUCACACUUUCGUGUCUGGACAUAAAAUUCCUGGGGUCUAUAGGGAACAUCCUGAAAAUUUGAUACUGAAAGUGUCACAUAUCAUUGCAUAGGUAUACUAUACAAAUAUACAAGUGAAGAAGAGGAAGAAAUCAAAAGCAAGAAACAUCUUGAUUAUGCAAGGAAGUUACUGAAAGUUAGCCAUAAUUCAGAUAUUAGUUAGCCAUACUCGUAUAUAAGUGAGAUCAAACAUGGCGUAAACAGCAGAUUUGUUGACAGUAAUCACAGGGGGUAAUCGCAAAGUCUGCAUCUUGUUUGUAGUUGAGUUUUCCUCCACCUCUGCAACUUCUGCCACCAUUGAUGCUUCUCCUCCACUCUGAAACCAGUGAAAAUUCUUUAUGUCAGAAUAAAAUUUGCAGGAUUUAUUCAGAAGUUGACAACAACAACAACAACGAUAGCAGCAGCAACAACAACAACAACAACAACGAUAGCAGCAACAACAACAACAACAACAACGAUAGCAGCAACAACAACAACAACAACAACGAUAGCAGCAACAACAACAACAACAACAACGAUAGCAGCAGCAACAGCAUCAAAGACAACAACAACGAUAGCAGCAACUAGACCGGUCAAAAAUCAACCCAACCCAAAAACCGACCCGAACCCAACCUGAAAAUACUGGUUUUGAACAAGGUUUUUGUGACCUGUAUCUCGAUUUUAUCUGAACCCAAACAACCCGAAAAGUAAUGGGUCAAAAUCCGAUCGAACUCGUUAUUGACCCGACCGAUUGAAAAUCAUUGUAUUUAUAGUAAUAAAUGAGAUUACGAGGAAUUGUAAGCAUAGUAAAUAUACUUUUUUAUUAUUAUUGUUGGAUGUAAUAUAAUUUUAAUUUGAUUUAUACGCCAUUUUAUAGUCGAAUUUGACUAAAUAUAAA